AUGAGUCAAAAAGGCUAUAAACAGACGCUCGAGGAGAGAAGGAGGGGUGAACUGUCCCUUAGUGAGUUCGCAGAGUACGUUGAAAAGCAGCAGGCGAACCGAUACGGCGGGUCGCAAGCCCGCGAUGUCUCGGUCGCACCCAGCGACAGCGGCUAUUUUACGGCUACUCGUUCCACGGCAGUGGCGGAAGAGCAUCCGGAACUAGAUAUCUUGGAUCAGCUGGGCUUUUCCGACAGCUCACCACCGGUGAAAUUAAAAAGUUUACUACUUGACGACUCCCCGGACGCCGAAACUACUCUCCAACAACUUGCUACGGUCGUGAAAUCCCGAGUCGAUGAAGGACAGGGGGAGACUAUCUUCGACCUUGGCCAGGAAGACAACGGCGAAUGGAUGGGAUUCAACAAGGAACAAUGGGACCUCGCUUUACGCCGCUUGCAGGAAGCAGCUCAUCUCUACCAGGCUGAUUGCUCUGUGCUUCUGACAUAUAAUGUCGGUGGCCCAGCCGAAGCAGAAACCAAAAGCGACCGCAUCAAGUCCGCUUAUGGCAAAGUCUUGAUUCGACGCGUAGCAGGUACGGUGGAAGAUGUUAUCGAAACUAGAAUCGCGGUUGUCGGGAACGUUGAUGCGGGCAAAAGUACCCUUCUUGGUGUCCUGGUGAAGGGCAAAUUGGAUGAUGGGCGUGGAAGGGCAAGAGUCAACCUCUUCCGCCACAAACAUGAGAUUGAGAGCGGCAGGACUAGCUCUGUUGGUAUGGAAAUCAUGGGGUUUGAUACACAUGGCCACAUUGUGGGACGUGGCCAACAGCGCAAGCAGUCGUGGGAGGAAAUUGGCAGGCAGUCUGCCAAAGUCAUCUCUUUCACUGAUCUGGCCGGGCACGAACGAUACCUACGAACCACCGUGUUUGGCAUGCUGAGCAGUAGUCCCAAUUACUGCUUACUCAUGGUCGCGGCCAAUAACGGAUUGAUUGGUAUGAGCAAAGAGCAUUUGGGAAUUGCAUUGUCUCUGAAUGUGCCAGUUAUGGUCGUUGUAACCAAAAUCGACAUCUGCCCGCCACAGAUCCUUCAACAGACGCUGACCCAAUUAACUCGAAUAUUGAAAUCUCCCGGAGCCAGAAAAAUCCCUGUUUUCAUCAAGACUUUGGAGGAAACUGUUAACACUGCUACUCAGUUUGCCAAUCAGCGCAUUUGCCCCAUAUUCCAAGUGUCCAAUGUCACAGGAGAAUCGCUCGAUCUGGUACGGACAUUUUUGAACAUCCUUCCUCACCACGGCCACUACAACCCUGAUGCGCCGUUUGAAUUCCUUGUGAAUGAUACCUUUUCAGUCCCAUUUGUGGGUACUGUGGUAUCUGGGGUCGUCAAGUCCGGGGUGGUCCAUGCAGGUGACAAUGUUCUUAUCGGGCCUGACUCCCUUGGUCAGUUUAGACCAACGGUAAUCAAGUCGAUUGAACGAAAACGCCUGCCUGUUCAUGCUUGUUCCGCCGGCCAAAGCGCGUCAUUCGCUCUCAAAAGCGUCCGUAGGAAAGAAGUUCGCAAAGGCAUGGUUGUUUUACCAAAACUCGAGAAACCCCCAAGAGUGUUUCGCGAGUUUGUUGCAGAAGGCAAGUACUUACCCGUUCCCCUCUUGAUCCUUUCCCAUGCGACCACUAUCAAGCCGAAAUACCAAGCGAUGCUUCAUGUUGGGGCGGUGAGCCAAACAUGUGCGAUUAUCGACAUUGAUCGCGACUUCAUUCGUACGGGCGACCGUGCGUUGGUCGCUUUCAGAUUUAUCCAGAGACCCGAAUUCCUUUCCGUUGGAGACCGCAUUCUGUUCCGCGAGGGUCGAACCAAAGGCUUGGGAAUAGUAAAAGCUGUGAGCUAUGAUCCCAAAAACCCCUUGAACCCAAACCUGAAGAAGCCGGAAGAGCACAAUGGGACUGCACAAUAA
Messenger RNA from Uncinocarpus reesii 1704, 1923 nucleotides. RefSeq lists its product as uncharacterized. Gene Ontology annotation, biological process: translational elongation. The coding region runs from base 1 to 1923 and encodes 640 amino acids. Gene Ontology annotation, molecular function: translation elongation factor activity; GTP binding; GTPase activity. The transcript is spliced from 3 exons. The record is from RefSeq and is a predicted model, not a curated record. Lineage: Eukaryota; Fungi; Ascomycota; Eurotiomycetes; Onygenales; Onygenaceae.